GGGAGACCACGAGCUUUGGUUUCUCUUUGGGCAGUGGGGCCCUGUGCAAAGCAGGAAGCUAGAGCUGAGAAGCUGUCAAUCACGUCACAGAGGGGAGACGGAUACAAGGCAACAGCCAUAAAUCAUCCACCGUGGCGAGAGGAAUGCAAGAUGCUGCUGUCACUGCUGCUGCCAAACACCCCAGGUACCUGCUCUCCUGCGCUCACCAUGACAGCCCUGUGGCUGACCUUGCUCCUCAUGCCCACCUCCCAUCUGCUUCAAAUCCACCCAGACAUGAGUCCACCCAUCACGAACCUCAGGAUGGAAGCAAAACCUGACAGGCUGACCUGGGACCUCCAUGGAAAUGCAACCAAUAUUAAAUGCAUCAAAGACUCCAAGCAAAUCCUGAAGGCGGAGCAGGACAGGUACUGUGAGUACCACGCACUCUCCCUGUGCAAAGUCAGCAAUUACACCGUGCGCGUUGGCAAUCCGCCUUUCUCCACGUGGAUCCUGUUCCCUGAGCCAGACGGCGACUCUGAGGCCGCGGCCAAGAACCUGACUUGCUGGGUGCACGACAUGACUGUGCUCACUUGUCGCUGGGCUGUGGGCAGGGCGGCCCCGCGCGGUGUCCAGUACCGGCUCUCCUGGAGAGUAGGGAGCGGCAAGGACCUUGAGUGCCCGCGCUACCACGUAGACGAGCGCGGCGUGCGAGUCGGCUGCCGCUGGGAUGAUGUCUCCAGGUACCAGGGCGGGUUCCUGGUGCAGGUGCAUGGCGCAAGCGCAGGAGCCCGUAUCCCCUGCAAGGAAGACAUGGUGGAUUUCUUCCAGCAGGAGAGAUUGAGUCCGCCAAAUGUCACCAUAAGGUGCAAUCUCACCCAUGCUUUCCUGGAGUGGAAGAACGUGAGCCAUUUCAACCGCAGAGUCCGUUACCAGCUGAGCAUACAGAGGGGCCAAGGAGCUCCUGUGGAGCAAAUUUUCCGAGACAACGUGAAUUCGUUGGACCUCCUCCAUCCAGGGACUUUCGUGGUGAGAAUCAGAGCAGAGGCAUACCUCGCAGGCAUACGCAGUGACUGGAGCGCACCCCAGCGCUUUGUGUGCGACUCUGCAGGGGACACCUUGAGCCGUGUCUGGUGGGCAGCUCUGCUGAUUGCCCUGGCGAUGCUUCUGGCCCUGCUGUUCAUGUUCCUGCUGUGCAGACGGUUCUCGGUGGUGCAGAAAAUCCUCCCUCCUGUGCCUAACGUGAAAGACCCCCUGUGGGACCUCGGGCAGAACUACAAGCUGGUGGUCUGGGACAUUGGCCAACCCAGCCCAGAGGACUGUCCUGUGGCCCAGGUACAGGUGCAGGAGACGGCUUGAAGCGCCUGCCCAAGGCCCGGCCCAGCUUGCCUCGCCUGGUUCCCCAGUUUCCCCUCAAUAGUUGCAAGGAGCUGCCUUGGAAAGCUUGGUACUGUGUGCACUCCCUCAGUUAAGUGGUUUUUCUGCCUCUCGCUGGGUGGACGCAGCCCAAUUACCCCCAGGAGUCCUCUUCCAGAUCCUCUGUUAAUGGAGCCCAGGUCUCUGCCUAACCUGGACACCACGCCUGCAUCCCUUAUGGGCGCCGUAUUCUAGUCCCAGCUGCUCCUCUUCCAGUCCAGCUCUCUGCUGUGACCCGGGAAUGCAGUGGAGGAUGGCCCAAGUACUUGGGCUCCUGCACCCGCGUGGGAGACCAGGAGGAGGCACCUGGCUCCUGGCUUCGGAUCGGUGCAGCGCCAGCCAUGGAGGCCAUUUGGGGAGUGAACAAACAGAAGGAAGACCUUUCUCUCUGUCUCUGUCUCUCACUAUCUAACUCUACCUGUCAAAUAAAAAAAAAUUAAAAAAAGAAAAUAACAAAGUCAUCAAAAUGCAUGAAUAAAAAUAAGCAUAAAUAAUAUGGUAUAA
Messenger RNA from Oryctolagus cuniculus (rabbit), 1896 nucleotides. It is a transcript of the gene IL3RA, whose product is annotated as interleukin 3 receptor subunit alpha. NCBI's taxonomy places the organism in Eukaryota, Metazoa, Chordata, Mammalia, Lagomorpha, Leporidae. The record is from RefSeq and is a predicted model, not a curated record. Gene Ontology annotation, biological process: cytokine-mediated signaling pathway. Gene Ontology annotation, cellular component: external side of plasma membrane. Gene Ontology annotation, molecular function: protein binding; cytokine receptor activity.